UUUAUUUAUAAAUUAAUUGUUUAAUUUUCUAUGAACAAAAUAUAGCAGUACUGCUAUUAAUUUUUAUAAUGUGCACAUAGCUUAGAAUACGGCAGACACGUGCUAUAUCGUGAAAAGUGUGAGGAAAAAGUAACUGACAAAGCAGCCGCCAUCAAUCACGCCUAGGCAUUAAAAAAACAUUUACUGGAAUUAAGAUUAAUCCGCUCGCGCAACGCCAAUGGCAUCGACCGAAGCUAGCAAAAUGCUUGAGGCAGCUUUACAACAAAUGGACGGGAUAAUAUCGAGCACGGCAGCAACCAGUGCUGGCCACCAACCUGGUGCUUCUUUAACGCUUAACGAGCGGAACCUGAUUUCCGCCACAAAUGUUCUUUCGACCGCGAAAACGCUGGCAUUGGCGCUGCAACAGGUGGGAUUGGCUGCCCCAGCACCGGAUCCAGUCACUGCGGCCAUUAUUAGCGACUGGCUGGAGACUCACAUACCGCGUCAAGAUUCUGACGAGCGUAUGCGGCGCUUGCAACGAGACAAGGAGGGGCUGGCGCUGCAAUAUCAAAUGGUGGUGGAGCGCUUGUCCGAGCAAGCGGAUAAAAUAGUUGAGCUGGAGGGCCUUCUAACAGAGAAGACGCAGCAGCUAUGCAGCAAGGAUGAGCAAUUGCAGCGCCAAAUGAUAUCCAAAUCUGCGCUAGAAACUCAAAAACUCGAGCUUAUGAGUGCCUUAAGCGAACUAAAGCUGCAUCGCACAGCACUGGAGCGUGAAAAUGAAUUGCAUGCCAACGACGGUGGCGGCAUUCCUUAUGGUAGCAUGGGCAACAUCAAUCAGAAGGCUUUCGUGUGCGCAAUGGUUCCGAAAACACCGCCCUCGGCGCUCCGGCAUCAGAUAAAGCCACGAUUUCAUAGCUUGCCACGCUCACAUGGCGCCGCGGGCAAGCAGGCGCUGCGACAGUCAGGCGAUCUGCACAACCACAAUAAUCGCGCCUUGGAUGUGAAUGCUAAUAGUAGUGGAAUGCAGCGCAAUGUAGCGUUUGCAUCAAACGAACAAAUAUUAAUCCCUCUGGGUGACAGUACAGCGCAGAACGAGGAUGCUAUGUACUCCAGUUUUAUAUCACAGACGCAAUCCACGCCCUCACCCAAAUUGCGUCCUAUCCUAGGUUUUCGUUUUUUGGAUAACUUUUUACGUCGAAGCAAUAGCAGUAGUUGUGAAUUGACUGCUUUGGAACAAGCGGAGCCGGAAUUUCGUCGUGGAGGUUCCCGCGCCACUACAGGCGGACGCAUCGAGUGGAGCGCACAGACGCCAUUGUUUAGCGAUGCUAGUAAGCACUACAGCACCUGGGAUGCCCAAGAAGUGUGCAACUGGUUGUCUUAUAUGGGUUUGGGAUGCUACGAAGAGAAUUGUCGAAAGUGGCUUAAGGCUAAUCCCACGGUUUCGUUUUUCUCAUCAUCACCCGUUGAUAUUGAGCGCGAACUUCAUCUUAAGUUGCCGCUGCAUCGAAAGAAAAUUAAGCUGGCGAUUGACGACAUCACAGGCAAGGAGUUCGAUGAGCUCACAAUAAAGGCCGCCAACCUGGAUGUGGGCUGGGUGCUGCGUUGGUUGGAUGACAUCGGUCUUCCCCAGUACAAGGAUCAUUUUCUGCAGGCCAAGGUGGAUGGACGGAUGCUGCAUCGUUUGACGCUGGAGGACUUGACGCAGCUGCAAGUGAGCUCAUGUCUGCACAUCGCAUCAUUACGCUGUGGCAUUCAGUGUAUGCGUCGUAUGAAUUGGAAUGCUGAAAGCCUAAUUCGACGCUCAACGAAAGAGAUAUUGAACGAUAGUAACGAUGAAGAUGAUAGCAAAGACAGUGACAGCGUGGAACUUUGGACGGCACAUCGUGUCAUGGAGUGGUUGCGUGUUGUGGACCUCUCGGAAUAUGCCCCCAAUUUGCGGGGGGCAGGCGUUCAUGGCGCAUUAAUGCUAUACGAGCCGCGCUUUAAUGCCAAUUUGUUGGCCGACCUGCUGUCCAUACCGCCAAGCAAAUCGUUGCUGCGACGCCAUCUGGCCACGCAUUUUAAGGAGCUCGUUGGACGCACCAUUAUACAUGGCAAGCGUGACGCUGAGGCCGAACCAGGCUACCAACCAUUAACGAUUGCAGCAAAACUAAAGCCGCCAAAGCGCGCACAAUUCACUCUGAAGAGGCGAAAGAGCACGAAGGGCCAAAAUGAAGUAGACUGGACGGAAUAUGUGUGUCCCAUGAAUACGGGGGCUGUUGGCCCGACCCCAGUCGGCGAACACGAGGACUCGAUAAGCUCCAACAAAUCGGUGCAAAGCGCUAACUAAGAUCGCUUCGCAUUGAGCCAAUUUCAAUGAAGGUAUUCAGAGAGACUGAACACCAAAAAUAUUGUUGAAUUAGUUUUAAGUGGAAGAACCAAGUGAACUGCCCCCAAUACGAAGCAAGCAAACAAACAAACAAACAAUCAACCAAACCAACAGUGCUGACAAUAUCAACCAAGAAUUUAUAUCUAAACCAAACUUCAACUAAAUGAAAUGCAAAUUUUUGUUUGCAACAUACAUAUAAACAAAUUGUCUAUUAAGGUCGAAAGUUUUCUUUUUUAUGUGACUUUCGAAAACAUACUUGUACUUCAACAUACCUUUUUUUAAAAAAAAAUGUAAACCCAAUAUCAAAUUUAUUAAAUUUGGUACAAUUAGCGACAUGAAGCACACAUAGCGUCUUCCAAAGCUAAAUUAAUAAUUAAAAUAUUAAUGAGAACUGAAGCAUUUGCAAAAGCAUUUGCAAGAUAACAACAAUAACACCCCUUAUCUUGUCGAGCAAUUCGAAAGCUAAUGGCUAAUUUUGAAUUUGAUUUUUUUGUACUAACACUUAAAUGUAUUAACAUCUAUUUUUGAAAGCUAUGAAUAUUGCGCCUUAUAUAUAACAAAACGUAUGACUUUAGAAGCGUAUUUAAUAUACACCUGUUCAUGAUACUACAUA
This is a messenger RNA of Scaptodrosophila lebanonensis, 2960 nucleotides long. RefSeq names its product liprin-beta-1 (gene Liprin-beta). The coding region runs from base 218 to 2308 and encodes 696 amino acids. The transcript has 3 exons. Gene Ontology annotation, biological process: neuromuscular junction development. NCBI's taxonomy places the organism in Eukaryota, Metazoa, Arthropoda, Insecta, Diptera, Drosophilidae. The record is from RefSeq and is a predicted model, not a curated record. Gene Ontology annotation, molecular function: protein binding. Gene Ontology annotation, cellular component: presynaptic active zone.